Drosophila virilis is the source of this 462-nucleotide messenger RNA. It is a transcript of the gene cype, whose product is annotated as cytochrome c oxidase subunit cyclope. The record is from RefSeq and is a predicted model, not a curated record. NCBI's taxonomy places the organism in Eukaryota, Metazoa, Arthropoda, Insecta, Diptera, Drosophilidae.
UGUGGCCACCCCAAAAAAAACAAUUUGUGUAAUGUGGCAACCUUACAGAAUAUUUGAUUAGAGUGGCAGCAUUAAUAGUGAAUAAUCUGCAAAUUCCAACAAUAAUAUGGCCAACACUCCAGCAACCUCCAGCAGCGCCGGCCCCGUGCUGCGCGGCCUGCACAAUGCGACCAUAAAGCGCAAUCUGGCUGUGGCUCUUGGACUAACUGCAAUUGUGACAGUUGCCUUUAAGGUUUUGGUCAAUGAUCCAAAGAAAGCUGCCUACGCUGAGUUCUACCAGAAAUAUGACGCCAACAAAUCUUUUGAGCGUAUGAAGGCCGCCGGCCGUUUCCAGUCGUGCUGAGCAAGAAGCUCUAGGUCUGGCCGGAAUAGUAUAAGACAUGCAAAUGUUUGUGCUAUAAAGUGUGUAGCUCUGCUGUAUUGAGAAACCGAUAACCAAAUAUACUUCAAUUCGUAUGUGAA